Molecule: messenger RNA, 264 nt
Organism: Ostertagia ostertagi
Lineage: Eukaryota; Metazoa; Nematoda; Chromadorea; Rhabditida; Trichostrongylidae
Source: the annotation of a GenBank genome assembly
AUGAGGUACUCGAUUCGCUUUGCCACACUAUUGCUGAUGUAUAUGGUCCGACUGGAAGCAAAGUUUUUACCAGGACCAUGCAGCCAGCAGUCCUGUCUGAAUGGUGGUACUUGCUACGCCGGCGUGAAUUCAACCCAUUGGUGUAGAUGUCCUCGAACAUUCAGAGGUGAUCGAUGUGAGGUGCCGAUGUGCGGAAAGGAGUGUCAAAAUGAGGGCAUCUGCGUUUCACACGACAACGUCACCUUCAGCUGUCAAUGUCCGUUA